CCAGAAUGCUAAGGUUGCCACUCUCACUUCCUCUUGCCCCUUAAUGCAGCAGCAUUGCUCUGAAUAUAGUAACUGUCCUGGGGCAUCCAGCAGGGGCAAGAGAGAAGGCUGCAGUGCCCCAGCGGCCACCCCUGCAGGCGGAUACCGCGUGUCAUGUUUCACAGAGCCACUUCUGGGCACAGAAAAUGCCAGAAUGAUGUCUCCUACCUGCCUGGCUGGGAUGCUGAUCCCAGCCAUGGCCUUCCUCUCCUGCCUGAGACCCGAGAGCUGGGAGCCUUGUGUGCAGGUGGUUCCUAACAUUACUUACAAAUGCAUGGAGCUGAAUCUCGACAAAAUCCCCAACAACAUCCCCACAUCAACCAAGAAACUGGACCUGAGCUUUAACCCCCUGAGGCAUUUAGGCAGCCAUAGCUUCUCCAGCUUCCCAGAACUGCAGGUGUUGGAUUUAUCCAGGUGUGAAAUUCGGAUAAUUGACGAUGAUGCGUAUCAGGGCCUAAACCACCUCUCCAUCUUGAUAUUGACAGGAAACCCUAUCCAGAGGUUAUUCCCAGGAGCCUUUUUUGGACUCUCAAGUUUACAGAAGCUGGUGGCCGUGGACACAAACCUACAAUCUCUAGAGGACUUCCCCAUUGGACAUCUCAAAACUUUGAAGGAUCUUAAUGUGGCUCACAAUCUUAUCCAUUCCUUCAAGUUACCUGAAUAUUUUUCUAACAUGCCCAACCUGGAGUACUUGGAUCUUUCCAAUAACAAGAUCCAAAAUAUUUAUCAUGAAGACUUGCAGGUUCUACAUCAAAUGCCUCUUCUCAACCUUUCUUUAGACUUGUCCCUGAACCCUUUAUACUUUAUCCAACCAGGUGCCUUUAAAGAAAUUAAACUCCGUGAACUGACUUUGAGAAGUAAUUUUAAUAGUACAGAUGUAAUGAAAACUUGUAUUCAAGGUCUGGCUGGUUUAAAGAUCCAUCAGUUGGUUCUGGGAGAAUUUAAAAAUGAAAGGAACUUGGAAAGCUUUGACAAAUCUCUCCUGGAGGGACUGUGCAAUUUGACAAUUGAAAAAUUCCGGAUAGCAUACUUUGAUGAUUUUUCAGAGGAUACUACUGACUUAUUUAAUUGUUUGGUAAAUGUUUCUACAAUUUCUCUGGUGCAUCUGUCUUUAAAGAGGCCAAAAUACCUUCCUAAAAAUCUCAGAUGGCGACGGUUGGAAAUGGUUAACUGUGGAUUUGAAGAAUUUCCCACAUGGGAGCUGGACUCUCUCAAGGAGUUUGUUCUCACUCACAACAAAGGCGUGAGCCCUUUUACUGAGAUGAAGCUGGAAAGCCUUGAGUUUCUAGAUCUCAGUAGAAAUGGCCUGAGUUUCAAGGGUUGCUGUUCUCACUCUAAAUUGGGGACAAGCAGACUGAAGCAUUUAGAUCUGAGCUUCAAUGAUAUUAUUACCAUGAGUUCAAACUUCUUGGGCUUAGAACAACUAGAAUAUUUAGAUUUCCAGCAUUCCAAUUUGAAACAGGCCAGUGAUUUUUCAGUAUUCCUAUCUCUCAGAAACCUCCGUUACCUUGAUAUUUCUUAUACUCACACCCAAGUUGUCUUCCAGGGCAUCUUUGAUGGCUUGGUCAGCCUCCAAGUCUUGAAAAUGGCUGGCAAUUCUUUUCAGAACAACUUCCUUCCAAAUAUUUUCAAAGACCUGACCAACUUGACUAUUCUAGAUCUCUCUAGGUGUCAGCUGGAACAGGUAUCCCCGGUGGCAUUUGGCUCACUUCCUAAACUUCAGUUGAUAAAUAUGAGUCAUAACAACCUCUUGUCAUUGGAUACACUCCCUUAUGAACCUCUCCUCUCCCUCCAAAUUCUGGAUUGCAGUUUUAACCGAAUAGUGGCCUCCAAGGAGCGAGAAUGGCAGCAUUUCCCAAGUAAUCUAGUUUCCUUAAAUCUUACUCAGAAUGACUUUGCUUGUGUUUGUGAACACCAGAAUUUCCUGCAGUGGGUCAAGGACCACAAGCAGCUCUUGGUGGAAACUGAACAAAUGGUGUGUGCAAAACCUUUGGACAUGCAGGGCAUGCCCAUGUUGAGUUUUAGGAAUGCCACCUGUCAGAGGAGCAAGACUAUCAUUAGUGUGUCAGUGUUCACUGUACUCAUGGUUUCUCUGGUAGCAGUUUUGGUGUAUAAGUUCUAUUUCCACCUGAUGCUUCUUGCUGGCUGCAAAAAGUACAACAGAGGCGAAAGCACCUAUGAUGCCUUCGUUAUCUACUCAAGCCAGGAUGAAGACUGGGUGAGGAAUGAACUGGUAAAGAACUUGGAGGAGGGGGUACCCCCUUUUCAGCUCUGCCUUCACUACAGAGACUUUAUUCCUGGGGUGGCCAUAGCUGCCAACAUCAUCCAGGAAGGUUUCUACAAAAGUCGGAAAGUUAUUGUCGUGGUGUCCCAACACUUCAUCCAGAGUCGGUGGUGCAUCUUUGAGUAUGAGAUUGCCCAGACCUGGCAGUUUCUUAGCAGUCGUGCCGGCAUCAUCUUCAUUGUCCUGCAGAAGGUGGAGAAGUCCCUACUGCGGCAGCAGGUGGAACUGUAUCGCCUUCUCAGCAGGAACACUUACCUGGAGUGGGAAGACAGUGUCCUGGGACGGCACAUCUUUUGGAGACGACUCCGAAAAGCCUUGCUGGAUGGUAAACCGUGGAGUCCAGAAGGAAUGGCAGAUGCAGAAAACAGCUAACAUGAAACAGUAACCUCUGCCUGGGGAGGAAAAGCUCCCGUGGUGCUCCUUGCCCAGAUGGACCCCAUACUUGUUCAGUUAACGAGUAUUAAAUGCUGCGACAUACCUGGCAUUGUGCUAAGGGCCGAUGAUUCAGUGGUGCAUUAGGUACAGAGGACAGCUGACCUCAUGGAGUUUACAGUGCAGAGGGAAUAAUACUGUGCUAAAUCAGAGAACCUCCAGGUGCAUGCUUCCACCAAAUCAGCUCAGGAGUCCAUGGUAUGGAAAGUCAACUCAAUUUUUACCCCAUCAAACUGAAUUAGAACUAAGAGAUUGGGCCCCAGAUAGAUCAGGAAGAAGACAUCGUUCUUCACCUUAGUCUUUGGAUGGAAACCACCUCAUGUUUUACAUGCUAGCCAUCUUAAAGCUGUUUUGGCAGUUUUAACUGAACAAGGUCUAUGCUCACCUUUCCCUUUUCUAUUGAAUGAAAUUUAAAUGCCACUUGAUGACUCAGAAGGCUCCAGAUUCAGACCCUUCCCCCUCCAUUUGAAGCCAGUUUCUUUACAAAGGCUAAAGUCUAGUUCCUAAUUCCCAAGGAAGUCUGAUUAACACAUAUCCACAGAUAUCCUGGCCAUUCUUUAGUAUGUUCUAUUUAUUAACUAAUUGUGCCUGAUACAUUUUUGUUUUUUAUAAAAUCCAAUUCUAAUUUUUCAUGUCUCCUCUAUAAACUCUUACCAUAAAUAAGGCUGUUAGAGACAUGCUGGAAAUUUCCAUAUUUAAGCACUAUCAUUCAAGCAAAUAUGUAAAGUACACUCCAUCACUUUGUCACUUGAUGUCACUCUAAAGUUAUUACCUACUAAGUUAUGACUGUCAUGAAGGAAGCAUUAAAAUAAUUUGGUUGAAAGUAGCACUUAUUGUAAUAGAGAGGGACAAGUCCAAAUUCCCAGUCCUAUAAUAAGCAAUUCGGGGCUAAGGGUAGGCCAAGAAAUGGGUUGAUCUGGAGGUCAGUUCUUGAUGGUCCCAGAAACAUAGGGUUGAUAUAGCUGGGAUGACCACAUGAAAGAGCUGCAGCAGUUUCUUUUGCAGGAAAUGAGUAUUUGCUCACGGAAUACUGACUUUUUCAGGUGAUUAUGAAAUGGUUCAAGGUGGAGAGUGCACACUUCUGCUUCCUGUUGAGUACUACUCCCCGUGACCAUAUUUAGGAAAAAGUAGAUGUUAUAAUGUCACUGAGGUUAAUGUGGGUCAUGUUAAGGGGAAUUCUUAGACGAACACACAUACAGCCUUCUUCCCCAGGAAGAACAACAAGGUAAUUUGGAAAAUAUGGUUGUCAAAACGGGAAACGGCCGCAACCCAGGAGUGUGUUUGUGACUGUUUCAGAGUGUAUUUUGGUUGGAGCAUAACUGGGGUUGUUUAACAUGCCUGGGUGUGCUUAUAGGUCUUACAUGGUAGUGAAAGUGGAUCUGUGUCUUUGUGUGCAUGCCUCUAUGUGUUGCUGUGUCUGUGGGUAUGCAAGAGCACAUGUUCUUGCAUCGCAAAUAUGCGGUCAUAUCUGCAUGGAACAGUGUGAUUCUAUUGCAAGGGCAAGAUGUGUGUUUGAUGUGGAAUUCUACAGCUGUUUGAGAUAGGUUCUCUACUCUUGUGUUUGUGAUUGCUUAUAUAAAAACAUCUGUAUUAGAUUCUGAGUAUGCCUGAAGGCAUGUGUUAUUGUGUGUGUCCAGGCCAUCAUGAGUGUGCUUGUGCUCAUAUCUGAGCGUGGGUUCUGCAUAUGUGUAUUAGUUCAAGCAAAUAUACAAGACUCCAAGGAGGAAAAUCAAAAUGAAGCUGGAAUGUUUCCUGUAUACAAGGCUGACGCUGGCUUCCUUCCCAUCAUUCCCCUUUCCCAGAUGAAAUUCUGAAAAUGCAGGUGAGGCAGACAAGGAGGGAAAGAAAUGAUAGGACGGAAACAUAAGGGGAGGAAAGAGGAAAGUCAGACCAGGGGCAGGUCCUUUGAAGCCAUUUAAGUUCUUCAGAUUAAGAGAGAUGAAGAGUGGAAUAGAGAGAAAUUAAUACUAAUUAGAAUGCCUUCAAUUUGUGUAAUACCCUACAACUUGGAACACAGUCACACAAUUAUGACCACAUCUGAAUUUCUUAUUAUCCGGGUAAGGUAGCAGGUUAAGAAUUAGUUUCCCCAUUUUACCGACAUGAAACCUGAAGUUGAAGGAAGUAAGUUUAUUGUCAAUAGGCCACAGUAUAAGUGAAUGGCAGGGCCUGGACUUGGGCCCCCAGCCUCCUUGGGGCAGCUCACUUUCCACUGCACCCCAAUGCUUCACGCUUCAAGUCAGUAAAACGAGAAGUGAAACUGCUGUAGUUCUCUGCGUAGUCAACUCUGGCCAAGGGUUUUUCACUGAAACCAUGAAUCAUUAGGCAAAUACAUAUGCAUAUAUAUAUCAUAUAUACUGAAUGAUUUGUUUAUAACACUUUUCUUUCCAUAAAGGAUAUGAGGGAGAUUCAAACAAAGUAUGCCUGGACAAUAAGGGUAAUUGAGAAGAACCAGAAAAGCUGGACGAAGAGUGAAAAGAGGAAUGGAAGACACUAAGAGUAAGCUUUAGCAUAGUGCAUCCCCAUUCAGACUCGAGAGAGCUCCCUUGCCACCCCUGCAGUGUUUUGGAUAGUUGGAUAUUUUGUGGCUUCUGGAGAAAGCACAACUCAGACUUACCAUUUACCACAUCUGCUCUGGGCUUCACUGUUAUGGGUGCCUAGCUAACUCAAAUAUAACAUGAGGGUAAACUCUGUGAACUGCUGUCAGUAUUAAGCAUGAUUGCACAUAUAUGGGAUACUAUUUUUAUGGAGGAGUAAUCCUCUGGGACUUCAUAAAGGGAGAACAGAAAGAAAUAUUGAGUGGUCUUCUCAAAAAAACCCCCAGCAUUUUAGCAAUUGCUGUUUUCCUAACGCGUGGGACCAGAGGAGGACUGUAAUUAGGCAGUUUCCUUCUGACUCGGCUCCCACCCACAGGAUUGUCAGAACCCCAGCCUCUUUCUGGACUUUGUUACCUUUCUAGAAAUCACCAGCAGGUUCCUGGAGGGUCUUACAUAAACACAGUCCUCCGCAAGAAUGAUCACCCUCUGUGAGGGCAGGGAGCAUAUCCAUUCAUCCUUUGCUGCCCCAGCCCUGAGCUUGAUGGCUUGCACAGAGUGGACAGAAUAACAUCUGUCUGUUUAAAGAAUUGAUGAGUGAAUGAAGACCCAUCUCUACAGGGAUGUUGUCCUCUGUGUCUCAAGGCCCCCAGGUUCCAGACCACAGCUCUUUGCUGCCCAUGCAGUGUCUGGGGCUCUAGCUUUCACAGCUGUUUCUUGUCUCUGUUGUUGUCUGCAUGGAUGUUCUCAACUGCUUCCUCCACUCAGUUCCUUAACUCCAAGCAUUCCAAAAGUUACUUUGCAGAAGAAGGGAAGAGGACUUAUAACAUUUAUCUUUAGUUGCUAUUUUUAGGUCCUACUCUACUGCUUUAUGUAUGAUAUCUAAUUUAAAUUCCCAUACCAUGAUUAUGAGAUGGAUACUAGUAAUAUCAGCAUUAUUACCCAUUAGGAAACAAAGACUCUGAGACUAUAAGUAACCUAGCCAAAGUCACACAGCUAGUAAAUGCACAGCUUGGAUUUAAACCCAGUCUCUCUUCUAUCAAAAGCCAACGAGAGUAGAUGGUUUCUCUAAUGCCUUCCUUCUAUUUCUUAUAGAGAUUUUACUACUACUGUUCUUUAUUUUUAUUUUCUCUUUGCUAUGGCCAGAGCUCAACCCCAGAACCCAGAUAUGAAGGUGAAACCAAAGGAUGGGUGUUGAGCUGAAGGCUGAGCUGUAUAAUAGAUAUCAAGCAGUCCAUGAAAUCAACCAUUUCCUCUCAUGAUGAAGGACUAAGCCCUUCCCACUUCAACUCUCUUUUCCAACAGAGUACAUUCUUUUCCAUGAUGCUCCCAGGAUUUUCAUGUAAGUAGGUCCAUCCAAAUGGCCUUCCAGAUGGGCCCAGCUGAUUCUGUAUUUAUAGCAAUUACCCACCACCCUGUACUCAGUGAUCUUUUCUGCCACAUGACUUUAAAUAAGUCUAUUCCAAAGAUACAGACUUGGUGAAAAGAAGGGGUACAUGCAUCCCCAUGUUCAUAGCAACAAUGUCUACAACAGCCAAACUGUGGAAGGAGCCAAGAUGUCCUUCAACAGAUGACUGGAUAAAGUAGAUGUGGUUCAUACAUACAAUGGAAUAUUACUCAGCCAUCAGAAAGGAUGAAUACUACCAUUUGCAUCGACAUGGAUGGAACUGGAGGGGAUUAUGCUAAAUGAAAUAAGUCAAGCAGAGAAAGACAAUUAUCAUAUGGUUUCACUCAUAUGUGGAACAUAAGGAAUAGUGUGGAGGACCACAGGAGAAGGGAAGGAAAACUGAAUAGGAAGAAAUCAGAGUGGGAUAAAUCAUGAGAGACUCUGGACUCCAGGAAACAAAUGGAGGAUUAAGGAAAGGAGGGGGUGAGGGGAUGGGGUAACUGGGUGAUGGGUAUUAAGGAGGGCACAUGUUGUGAUGAGCACUGGGUGUUAUAUGCAACUAAUGAAUCAUUGAACACAUCAAAAACUAAUGAUGUACUAUAUGUUGGCUAACUGAACUAACUAACUAACCAGCUAACUAACUAACUAAAUAAAGCUAUUCCUUUCCAUGUCUUCAUCAAAUGGCACUAGAAAGCAACUUGAUAUGGAGCUGAUAUAGUCUGAGUUCAUCAACUUUAGCAAUGUGCCUUAACACAGGAUUUAAAAUGGACUGUCUGGAGAAGGAACAACAUAGCAUGAACCUUGCACUGGGUUUCCUACUGGCACGAUUACUCUCCCUUCCUUUAGCUCGGAUAAAUGAGAAGACUCCAAUAGCUCAGAGUCCGAGAGUGUGAAUUUCAGCCUACCACCUAGAAUGCUAAUAAUCUAUUUUGCUAAUUGAAGAAGAAUACUGAUGCUCUGAAAAUCAGCAGUGGCUGGAAAGUCUUUUAUUUUCUUCCCAUGUAAUAUUCUAGUAUUUGUUAUUAAAUAUAGGGGGUGUAAGUGGUGCCUGAAUGGCUCAGUUGGUUAAGCAUCUGACUCUUGAUUUUGGCUCAGGUCAUGAUCUCAGGGUUGUAAGAUUGAGCCCCGUAUUACGGGGCUCUGUGCUGGGCAUGGAGCCUGCUUGAAAUUCUCUCUUUCCUUCUCCUUCUGCCCCUCCCCCUCCUCAAAUAAAUACAUAAAUAAAUAAAGGUGGCACAGAUUUAAAAAAA
Messenger RNA from Mirounga angustirostris (Northern elephant seal), 7923 nucleotides. RefSeq names its product toll like receptor 4 (gene TLR4). The transcript is spliced from 3 exons. Gene Ontology annotation, cellular component: plasma membrane. The record is from RefSeq and is a predicted model, not a curated record. Gene Ontology annotation, molecular function: transmembrane signaling receptor activity; protein binding; lipopolysaccharide immune receptor activity. Gene Ontology annotation, biological process: detection of lipopolysaccharide; MyD88-dependent toll-like receptor signaling pathway; inflammatory response. NCBI's taxonomy places the organism in Eukaryota, Metazoa, Chordata, Mammalia, Carnivora, Phocidae. Bases 44 to 2695 code for a protein of 883 amino acids.